Messenger RNA from Paramecium sonneborni, 622 nucleotides. NCBI's taxonomy places the organism in Eukaryota, Ciliophora, Oligohymenophorea, Peniculida, Parameciidae. The record is from the annotation of a GenBank genome assembly.
AAUGAAUUAAGAAUAUAGUUAAAUGACGAAAGCAAGAAUUCCAUAAUGUAUUAAAAUAUCGCUAAUUUCAUAACUAAUUAUGUUGAGUGUUGCUAUUUUAUUUCAGUUUACGCUCUUUUUCACAAAUAUAUAUGAGAUUUAUUCUCCCUAAGAAUGUACAAUCACAUUCACUGGUAAGGAGAUUUGUUUAAAUUAUGAUGGCGAAUAUGAAACAUUUGCUGUAGAUUGUGACGAUUGUUAAUUUUUACACCUCAUUUGGCCUUUUUCGUUGGCUGAAUUUAUCCUAUUAAUCAGUAUAUUGAUAUGCAAAUCGUACUAUUAUAUUACUCUCAAAUGUUGUACCACUAUAAAGAUGAUAUCAAUUCUUUUGAUUGCUAUCAUUCUAACUAUGGAGAUCUAUUUGCUUUUACAAUUUGAUAAAAAUAUUCCGGAAGUCUUAACUUUUAAUUAUAAAAUCAAACUAUAUCCAAUCAUCACUAAAGUAAUCAUUGGAAUUUUAAUGUUAUCUAUAAUAAUAGCUAUUUGGAUUGAAGAUAUUUAUACAUUUAAACUUAAGAAAAAAUAAUAAAAAAUGUCAAACUCAUCAUGUAACAAUUCACAAUAAUUGUUAUAAAUUUAGUGA